AUGCUAUCACCUCGUUUACCUCGAUUUAGGCCAAAGCUUUUACCUACAUCCCUUCUUACCUUGACUGUCUCGGGUACAGCACUUUACCUGGUCCAACGUGAAAGAGAAAGACAAAAACUUCAACUCGAUUCAGGUCGUGACUCAAGCCAUCCAGCAAAUAGACGUGUACCGAUCUUAUGGAAUCCACCUAGUCGUCAGGAGGUCAUCAGUGCUCUCAAAGAUAACCGAUUGAUCAGUCGAGUAUCUACUUCUAAUGAUCGAUCAACCAAGGAUACCGAUGAGUAUGACUUACUAGUCAUUGGUGGUGGUGCCACUGGUGCUGGUGUUGCCCUUGAUGCGGCUAGUCGUGGUUUAAAGGUCGCUUUGGUCGAACGUGAUGACUUUAGUAGUGGAACCAGUAGCAAGAGUACCAAGCUUGUACAUGGUGGCGUUCGUUAUCUUCAAAAGGCCGUCUUUGGAUUGGACUAUGAACAAUAUAAAUUAGUUCGAGAAGCGCUACAUGAACGAAAGACUUUUUUACAUAUCGCACCUCAUCUCUCACUUCAUCUUCCGAUCAUGUUACCAGUUUACAAAUGGUGGCAAGUUCCUUAUUAUUAUGCUGGUUGUAAGAUGUAUGAUCUACUCGCUGGUUCAGAAAAUAUGGAGACAAGUUAUUUGGUCGGAAAGGGUAAAGCGUUGGAAAAUUUUCCAAUGUUGAAAUCUGAUGGUCUUUGUGGAGCAGUGGUUUAUUAUGACGGCUCACAUAAUGACUCGAGAAUGAACAUGGCUCUCGUCAUGUCAGCAGUGCAUCAGGGGGCCGUGGUGGCAAACCACAUGGAAGUGGUUGAAUUGGAUAUUGCAUCUGCUGCAAAAGAAGUUUCUUUAUCAAAUACAUUACAAAGGUUUUUAAGUGCUGAUUCACAAGGAUCUAUUGAAUCUCAACAACAACAACAACCUGAUCCAGUUGGACCAUUUGCUAAGGAAAGUUCUGGUAAAGAAUCGGAACAGAAUUCUUCGGCUGUUUGGAGUAGAUCAAUUCCAGUUGAAAGAUCAGGUGGUGGUACAUAAAGUAUCGAAAAAAGGAAAAAACAAUCUAGUGAUUUUAAAUCUUAUUAUCAAUUAUAUGUAUCCUUGACCAGCAUUUUUUUUUAGAAACCCCUAUUUUUAUUUGUUCCCUUUCUCUCUCUUUUUUACUCUCUUUUAUUGAUUUUAUCUUAUUGAUUUUUUUUUUGGUAUUCAUUUGAUUUUAUUAUUCUUCAUGUUUUAAACACAACAAAAGUAGAGGAGAGUUUUUUGUCUUUCUUGGUUUUGCAAGUUUAUGGGUUGGUUGCCUUUUUGGCUGUG
Molecule: messenger RNA, 1323 nt
Organism: Melampsora larici-populina 98AG31
Lineage: Eukaryota; Fungi; Basidiomycota; Pucciniomycetes; Pucciniales; Melampsoraceae
Exons: 6
Coding region: 1-1047 (348 amino acids)
Biological process (GO): glycerol-3-phosphate metabolic process
Cellular component (GO): mitochondrion; glycerol-3-phosphate dehydrogenase (FAD) complex
Molecular function (GO): glycerol-3-phosphate dehydrogenase (quinone) activity
Source: RefSeq, a predicted model, not a curated record